This is a messenger RNA of Centruroides sculpturatus (bark scorpion), 1802 nucleotides long. RefSeq names its product synaptotagmin-2-like. Gene Ontology annotation, molecular function: phosphatidylserine binding; SNARE binding; clathrin binding. Gene Ontology annotation, biological process: regulation of dopamine secretion; calcium-ion regulated exocytosis; cellular response to calcium ion. NCBI's taxonomy places the organism in Eukaryota, Metazoa, Arthropoda, Arachnida, Scorpiones, Buthidae. Bases 115 to 1365 code for a protein of 416 amino acids. The record is from RefSeq and is a predicted model, not a curated record. The transcript has 3 exons.
CACGUGGUCGUACGUCACACAUCUAUUCAGUUUCAAAUUUAGAUCAGCUGGAUAAAUUCCCUUCACUGACAAGCUUAUAUUUAAUCAAAAUUGGUAUCUAAACGGAUCUAAAAUAUGACAAACUCAACUUCUAUUGUCGAAAUGAAGAAUAUUUACUCAAAUAUAUAUUUACCAGUUGUUUUGGGUGUAAUUUUAGCAAUAUUAUUAGCAGCACUACUGUUUUUCUUAUGGAGAUUACUGAUAAGAGUACGAAGAAGAAGGCAAUUAUUAAAAGACAUGACACCAAAAUCGAACCAUCGCAUGAUAGGAGUAAGAGCUAACGACUCCAUACGUUUCGUGGUUCCUACCAUACAAAUUUACGAAACUACCGAAGAUUCUCUUUCAGAAACUGAUUCGAGUGGCUCUAAAUUUUCGGACAGAGAAGGAAGGAUACGUAAAGUAAACUUUACAGGAUACCAGAUUCAUCCUCAAGAUUUAGAGAAGAAUCUUUACGAAGGUGAUGCGGAGGAUGGAGUAAAAGCACGUGAAAAUAUAGGAUGCGUGGGAUUUUCUUUACAUUAUAACUAUCACAGGAAACAGUUAUGUGUACGGCUCAUCGCUGCAACCGAUAUUAAAUCGCAUUUUAUGAAAGGUACAGCGAAUCCUUACGUCAAAUUACGUUUGCUGCCUGAAAAAGCUCCAAAAUACUACACUCGUGUACAUAGGAAUACUCUGAAUCCUGUGUUUAACGAAACGUUCGUUUUUCCUGUUAAACUUUAUGAAAUUGAAGAGAAAAUAUUGAAAAUUACUCUAUGCGAUUAUGAUAAAUAUUCGAGAAAAGUUAAAAUUGGUGACGUUAAAUAUCCAAUUAAAAAUUCGCCUAUAACAAGUUCAAUUAGUGAAGACGUGACUACAGAAGAUUUAUGGUUAAGCCUGAAAUUUAAUUCUGAUAAAAUUAAUGAAAACUGCGGAGAAUUAUUAAUUUCAAUUUGUUAUAAUCGUGAAAAAACAACUCUUACUCUCACUAUAUUAAAGGCUAGAAAUAUUCAUAUAGAAGGAAAAGAAAAGGAUACAGCAUCCGUAUACGUCAAAGUCACUUUGUACGUACGAAAGAAAUUAGUUCGAGCUAAGAAGACUGUUUUUAAACGGAAAACACCAGAAAUAGAAUUUAAUAACAGUUUCCAGAUCCACGUACCUCCUUCAGCUCUCGACGAAGUGGAUAUUUUAAUUACUUUAUGUGGAAAAUCUGGGAUAGGUAGCAAAUACAUCAUCGGAAGAACCCAAGUUGGAGCCAAUUGUAUAUCUCAUCAAGGAAUUCAACAUUGGCAAGAUAUGGUUGCUAGUCUAAACAGCACUUCUAUUCAUUGGCACACUCUAAUGCAUUAAAUUAAUUUGUUAAAUGUAUAUAUUUAUAUGUUUUUUAAGUCUAGUAAAAGUCUAAAUUGUAGAAACCAUCGUUUCGCUCUUGUCGCUUCGCGUCGCCUCGCGUCGAGCUCUUCAUUAUUAAAUUCUAUUCAGAAAGGUUAACACGCUUUAAUAACAUAAUUACUGUAUUGUAAUGUUAGUAAUUUUUAACUUUAUUUUAAUGAUUAUAUUUUUCUGUGAUACAUUUCCAUUGUCGAGUCUCACUUCGCAACGCGACGCGACGCGACAAUUGCGCUUCCUCUUUGAAAUAGUAUAAUAGACAAUUUCAUGAUGAGACAUUUACACAUUUCUUUUUUUCUACUGAAUAAAUUAAGCAUCUCAUAUAUUGUAUAAGUAUAAAUGUUACCCACUUUUUUAUAUAUUUAUUUAAUUACUUUUGUUUGUUUUUUUUAUAAAAU